This is a messenger RNA of Dichomitus squalens LYAD-421 SS1, 687 nucleotides long. RefSeq lists its product as uncharacterized. Bases 1 to 687 code for a protein of 228 amino acids. The record is from RefSeq and is a predicted model, not a curated record. NCBI's taxonomy places the organism in Eukaryota, Fungi, Basidiomycota, Agaricomycetes, Polyporales, Polyporaceae. The transcript is spliced from 5 exons. Gene Ontology annotation, cellular component: growing cell tip; cell division site; plasma membrane.
AUGGCCAUCUCGCGCGCGUUCCACAUACCGGGCAUCCUCUUCCUCUUCGUCUCCUUCCUCCUCCUCUUCCUCGUCUCCAUCGGUCUCCCCUUCCUCACCGCCCUCGACUUCGUCCGCGUCCACUUCAAGGACGGCCUCCCCACCGUCGGCUCAGACACCACUGCCAUCAACCAAAUACGCCUCGGCACCUGGGCGGCGUGCUGGUACGAGACCGACGGCGACCGCGGCUGCAGCGCCGCACACAACGCCUACGCCACCACCAUCUACGACGCCCAGCGCCAGGGCUUCGUCCACAUCGCACCCUCCUGGACGCGCGGCCUCGCCAUCCACCCCGUCGCCACUGCGGUGACGCUCGUCGCGCUCGUCCUCUCCUUCUCCACGCACGUCACCGCGCGCCUCCUCGCGUCCCUCGCCGCCUUCCUCGCCGCCUUCCUCACGCUCGUCGCCUUCCUCUGCGACAUCGCCCUCUACGCGUGGGUCAAGCACCAGGUCGGCAAGCUCUCCAACGUCGGCUCCAACACCGACACCGCCCCCGGGUUCUGGAUCACGUUUGUGUGCUUCCUGCUGCUCACGUUCGCGGGCUGCACGGUGUGCUUCGGGCGCAGGCGCGACCGCCUCGACGGCGCGACGACGUACUCGUACUCGUGGAGGGACCGCUUCCGCAUCGGCCGCAAGUCCGCGGUGUGA